AUGGACAACACGGAGAACCGCAACGAAGUGAAGGAGGCGGGUAUCGCCAUGGGUGAUGAGGUUGCCCACGGCGGCCCGAACGAAGAGGCUGCGGUCACCCAGGCCGAUGCGCCUGAUCCUCAGGUGCAGGGAGGGACUACGGCCGACCUUGUCGAGUCGACCACUUCGGAAGCUGCGACGCCGCAGUCUGCGCCGGAGGUGGUCGCUGAGGACAAAGCCAAUUCGGUUCCUCCACCAAAUCACAGCACGAUCAUUUCUGAGGAUGAUCGUGCAAAACUGCGUGACCUUGUCGACAUGAUUGUAUCAUUUGGCAAUAGAGUUGCUGAGUCUCGGGGUGAGGCUGAUGAUGAGGAGGAGGAAGAGGGCGCUGUGCAGGAAGAUGAAGUCCCUUUCGAGCGCAUCCCUCAGACGGUUACGUGCAGCAACAUUGUGCAUUUGUUGAACAUCCCUCCUGAAAUCGAUAUGGAGGCGUUGGCCACUGCUAUUAGCAGCAUGGCCGAUAUCAUUUUACAUUCUUAUGUUUUCAAGGGUACCCAGCUGAAGAUAGUAUUUGUGGACGCGUCGAUCGCAAGCGAGGCGCGGCAGCUUCUGGACGGUCUGCGACUCCACAAUCGCGUCAUUCAAGUUGUGCUGAGUACCCAGGACGACGCGAACCCAUUGCAGCCACCUCAGGGGGCUCCGACCCCUCGUGCCGACAGCAACGCACCGACACCACGCACAGCAUCGAAAACGAAGCACCCUCACAAACCACGCGGGGCUCCACGCAUGGCCCCAGCUCCCCCGGUAUUUAAACUGCCACCACUACCGCCCAGGCUAGGCCGCUCAGCGCCCCCUAUGAACCCGUCGCACCGCGGCCCGCCGCUCCCGAUACCGCUGCUGCCGCCCGGCAGGUUCCCAGAUGCGCCGGAGCGUUUGCUGGUACCGCCGAUGAGCUCAGUGCCGCCACUUGACCCGCCGUCCAAAAUCGUCUUCGGACGGAACCUGCAUAAGCUGGGGGGCAUGUCGCUGUUCGACAUGCUUUCUUCGCAGCCCCAAGUGUGCAACUGGAGCCCUGAUCAAAGUGUGGAGGAACAGCAGCGGCACUUUGACAAGUUGUAUGAGGAGUUCGGUACAUCUAACCGCUACUUGCUGUUGGGCAAACUGCCGGAGUCGGCGACGGAGACCAUCAGUGCGGCGCGGGAGUGGUUGUCGCGGUACACGCAAAAGAAGCCGGAUGUCGAGAUUUGCCGCCUCGAACAGUAUGCUGCCGACCUCAAGCUACCGAGUGACAAGUUCUUGCACAUCACGUUCCAGCGGCGUGCGGACUGCACGGAGUUUUUCGCGGCUAUGACCAAGAAGGCCCCGGAAGUGGUGUGCCGGUUCUCUUGCCCCAGGACGGCCUACGAUACAAUAUGGGUCGGCAACGUUACCGACAUUCUCUCGUACUGCCGGGGCGAGGAAGACAUGAAGGAACUGUUUGCACGUCUCGGUGAGGUGAAGGCGUGUACGUUCACGCCAGAAAAGGGGUGCUUUUUUGUAACAUACGCUUCGGUAGAAGACUCCAUCCGCGCCCGCAACCGCCUGCUCGGCGCCUUGUUCUCUCCAGUGAAGGCUUUUGCAUUGAACGUCGACUUCACCCUGGACGUUGUCACCCGGUACUCGCACCGUGGCAAGAUGCCAUUGCCUGGCCCACGUGGGAUACCCGUCAGCUGUUUGCCCCAGAAGUUGGGUGAACGUCUGUUGUCCGCUCUGCAGCGACGAGCGGACGGAAACGCGGUGAUCCGACAGCUGUUGGACGGCCGCGAUAGCGAUGCGGUGGAUUUGCUGACCAAGGGCGCCACCCGGGGGCACCCAAAACGGCCAUACGAUGGCAGGCCGAUGCGUGCCCCCACGCCAAAGCACCCCUGGCACCAAGACACGCCCCCGUGGCCCAAGACGCGCAAGCGCCCCCACCAGCCGCCGGACCAGCAACAUGAGCAACAUAAGUAUCGCAAAUCUGGCCCAUCGUCCGCUGAGUUCGGACCCGUGGAGCAAAGGAAUCCGAAUACGCGAGGUCGUUUCCCCCGGCGCCAGCAGUCGCGAGUGCCGGCUGAUCGCAGCGGCGAGGACCACUCAACCGACGAGUACGCGGAGGCCAGCCCAAACAGACCCAAGAGCGCAUACACGCUCGUGUGCAACCUGCUGAAGCGCAGCAAGCCGAUUUGCAAGGUAUCUUCGAUCUUUCUGCGCGGCGACAUCUCUCACCGCGUGCCCCAGACCUUGGAUGUGAACCAGCGGGCCAACCCAGAGCGUCUGGUAAAUUGCCUGCAGAAGACCCCGGAGCUUUCGCUGUGGAAGAUGGUCGCAGAGAGCGAGGAGGACAAUGAGCGGUACGACAGCCUUUGCGAAUACCUGCUGUCGAAGAACCGCGUCGCCAUCGUGCAGGAUGGCCCAUACGAAAUCUACAUCGUGCCGCCCGCGGAGCAGUCGACGCUGGCGGCGCACCUGCCCGAUACACAGUCCAUGUACGCGUUCGUAUUGCCGAAAGGCUCGUAG
This is a messenger RNA of Babesia bigemina, 2514 nucleotides long. RefSeq lists its product as hypothetical. The coding region runs from base 1 to 2514 and encodes 837 amino acids. Lineage: Eukaryota; Apicomplexa; Aconoidasida; Piroplasmida; Babesiidae. Gene Ontology annotation, molecular function: RNA binding. The transcript has 2 exons. The record is from RefSeq and is a predicted model, not a curated record.